AUGAACUUUUAUUUUGGUAUUUCCACUACCUCCAGGCGUUUCCCCUCUAUUGGUGCUGGACUAGAUUUCUCAUUUCUCUCGUCUGAGACAGCUGAGAUUAAUAUCAAGUUGACCAUGGGCUACAUUUCUCCAUUUUGGCUCCAGGAGAUGGGGGUUCUACCCCUAAUCAUUAGCGUCAUAGCGAUUUUUAUGAGGCUAAACAUAGAUUCCCAUGAUUGCUUUUUAUCGUUUGAUAUUGCACCCUCUUGCCAAAUAUCCGGGCCAUUUUGGAACAAACUGCCCCGUCGUCCGCAUCGGUCCGUCAACAGCGCAUCUGCUAUCAGGCAAAUAUAUAGCCGAAAGGCAAACGUGCAAAAAGGGGACUGGUUUCGAACUUUAUAUGCUGCUGCAAAGGCACAUACCGUGCAUAGCGAGACUGAUGAAGUAAAACAUGGUUUUCGACGCCGAAUUAUAGAGCAUGCGUUUUCAGAUGCAGCCCUGAGAUCCUCCGAAGUCUUCAUUUUGGAAAACAUCCAGACAUUUUGCGAGAAGAUAAGUGAAACUGCGACUAACCGCGGAGAAUGGGGGAGCGAGGAACAUAGAUAUGUUCCAUCUCUGAUGGUGUCAUCUAGCCAGUUCCUUUACUAUGUGUGUUUAACUAAUGAACCCCACGGAGGCUUUGCACUGAGCGUUUGGAUUUCAAAAAAGAGCUUUAUGCACUAUCUGAUUAAUAGGAAAGAUCCGGAGACUGAUAAAGGCCUUUCACGAGAAGAACUCGCCGCUGAGAGUAGUCUUCUAAUUGCCGCCGGUUCUGAUACCACUGCAGAAGCCUUUUCAGGUGCCAUCUUUUACUUCCUCUGCUACCUAGAAUGUUUAAGGGAAGCCAUUACCGAGGUCCGGUCCACAUUCAACUCUAUCGAAGACAUUCGUGGCAGCAACAUGGUUAACCUUGUAUAUUUGCGUGCAUGCGUUGACGAGGCACUGAGGCUUGCUCCUCCACAGACCGUCAAUCUGAUGGUAGAAGUGUUAAAAGGAGGUCUUACGGUGGACAGAAACUGCUUCCCGCAGGGUACCACACUUGAUGUUGCCCCAUACAGCACACCUGAGAGUGCCGUUAGAGCCCGAUCUACUUUCCUCGCAUUUGGUUAUGGACCCCGAAUUUGUAUUGGGAAGAAUUUGGCUUAUCUAAAGCUCAUGUUAACUCUAGCGACGUUGCUAUUCAAAUUCGACAUUUGUCUCCCUGAGGACAAAAGGCUUCAAGAGCCCAGUGGAGAGGGAGAUCCUAACAAUAAACACCCUGGACGACGAAGACACAAUGAGUAUCAGUUUAUUGAUUGCAUCUUGCCCUUUAAGGAUGGGUCUAUGGUCCAAUUUAGAGAGAGGAAGCUUUCCGAUUAA
This is a messenger RNA of Microsporum canis CBS 113480, 1377 nucleotides long. RefSeq names its product cytochrome P450 67. Lineage: Eukaryota; Fungi; Ascomycota; Eurotiomycetes; Onygenales; Arthrodermataceae. Gene Ontology annotation, molecular function: monooxygenase activity; oxidoreductase activity, acting on paired donors, with incorporation or reduction of molecular oxygen; heme binding. Bases 1 to 1377 code for a protein of 458 amino acids. The transcript is spliced from 6 exons. The record is from RefSeq and is a predicted model, not a curated record.